Messenger RNA from Otolemur garnettii (small-eared galago), 321 nucleotides. RefSeq names its product gastrin (gene GAST). The transcript has 2 exons. Lineage: Eukaryota; Metazoa; Chordata; Mammalia; Primates; Galagidae. Gene Ontology annotation, molecular function: hormone activity. Bases 1 to 321 code for a protein of 106 amino acids. The record is from RefSeq and is a predicted model, not a curated record. Gene Ontology annotation, cellular component: extracellular region.
AUGCAACGACUGUGCAUGUAUGCACUGAUCUCUGCACUGGCUCUGGCCACCUUCUCCGAAGCUUCUUGGAAGCCCCACUCCCAGCUGCCAGGUGUGCCGUCAGGUCCAGUGGCCAACAGAGACCUGGAGCAGCAGCAGCACUGGCUGGACCAGAUGAAGGCAGCCUCUCACCACCGAAGGCAGCUGGGGCCCCAGGGCCCCCCACACCUUGUGGCAGAUCUGUCCAAGAAGCAGGGGCCAUGGAUGGAGGAAGAAGAGGAAGCUUAUGGAUGGAUGGACUUCGGCCGUCGCAGUGCUGAGGAAGGGAACGAACAUCCCUAA